CACUGUGCAAUGGCGUCUGCUCAGACUAUCCAGGACCUGUUACGAUUCUUAUCGCAAGAGGCAAAGGUGCCGCUUGGGCAGGCAAUGAGCAAGGUAAAAGAUCUUCAGAAUGCGUCCCUCGUCACCCCCGCCGAAAUCGCGAAGUCUCAGCUCGAAAGUAUCAGGGUCAUCUUCGGUGACGAGAAGGCGGCGAAGCAAGUUCUAAACGCCGCCAAACGUGUGGCAAAGAAGCGGACAACCAGUGACGCAUCUCCGACUUCCCCUGCGAAGAAACCCAAACCAUCUUUUGGAGAGCCGUUGAGUCCUGCACAAUUCGAAGACUCUCUUGGGCUCCCCGAAGCGUGCCGGGAUGAAACAAAGCUGUCUACGGCCGCUGUCUACACAAACCGGGCGCCACUGGUCUUAGCGUUCGCGGUGACAUUGUUGAAAUAUACUGUGCCCGAACAGCCCCUGUCGAGCAGACUGAGUCUUGCCCAAGCAGUUGUCAGUGCUAAUAGUAGAACGAAGGCUGUGAGUCUUGGCUUAGAGUCUGGAAAGAGCGCAGAAGAAGAGGGCUGGGGCGAAGGGCAACCUGUCAUCAAAGUCAUGGGCCGCGAGAUCAGGGUCAUGAAGAGAUGGGGAUACCAUUGGGACGCGAAAGAAGACGAGGGAGUGUCCCAGGAAACUGUCACUGAAACCCCGACCCAUGCCGAACUUCCCGCGCUUUGGGGCGUUGAUCUCGAGGCUCUCAAGAAAUCAAACGGGCCAGUAACGGUGGUUUCACGGCAUACAUCAACGAGUCAACUACCAAUAUACACGGCGCAGUCUGCAAGGGCCUAUCUCUUGAAGUCAUUUGAUUCGCCUAAAGCCGAGCCGGAUACUACGAAAGCAAGUCCGAAGAAAUCAAAUGCUGCCGUAGUUGCUGAGAAGGAACGCAAUCUUGGCCUGCUUCUUGGCGCCCUGGAGCUCCUGAUGGAAUCGUGGGCUUCCAUCCUCAGCAAAGGCGAUCUUGAUAAACGGGCAUGGAGCUGGUAUGUUCGCGUUCGCCCGGAAGUCGACCCUGGUAUUGCGGGGUGGGGAGGUAAAGGUAGCGUUAGGCUAUCAGAUAUUCUCGCGCUGAGAAGGCCUGCGGAUUAA
This is a messenger RNA of Lindgomyces ingoldianus, 1116 nucleotides long. RefSeq lists its product as uncharacterized. The record is from RefSeq and is a predicted model, not a curated record. Lineage: Eukaryota; Fungi; Ascomycota; Dothideomycetes; Pleosporales; Lindgomycetaceae. The transcript is spliced from 2 exons. Bases 10 to 1116 code for a protein of 368 amino acids.